CUUUGCACAAGUCCCUCGCCGUCGACAACGAUGACGGGCUCGACCGUCUCACUUGAACCCCUCAGCUCACCGUCGCCGUCACCUCCACCACCAGAAGAGCAGCACUCCGCGUCAGGAUCCAACCCCGCAGCCCUCGACAGCGGCUCAGAGCUUUCCGAACUGACGGAGGAGGAGCAGGAGGAGAACCGUGGCGAUAGUAAAGCAGAGGUGCGCAACUCGAGCAGACCACGAGACAGCAAACGCAAGCGCAACAACCUCCUUCCACCUCCGAUGUGGGAUUGGGCAUACAAGAACACCAAGAAGACGGAGAAGGGCGAUUGGCGCACACGCCUUGUCGAAGAGGAGGAGGAAGAGGAGCAGUCCGGCCCCGCGAAAGCGAUGGAAGAGGAGGAAGACGACGACGCAGACCGCGACGAUGACGCAGAGCGUAUCGCUCCGCAGGAGGUAGAGAGCGACGGCGAGGACGAGCGCGAGGAAGAUGACGACGAGCCGCCUGCGCACGCUUUGGCCGCGGAAGCGCUAGAGCCACUCCCAGAUGAUCCCCUCGACAAUGAGGAUGCAACUGACGAUGAUGAAGAGCUCGAUGAAGACGAUCCUGACGUUGCGGUCAGCGGGGCUACCUCGCGCGCCGCGUCCCACAAGGGCGCCCCCUCACCCGACCUCACUGACGACGAGAACGGAGAUGAUGAGGAAGCGGGCGAGGAUCCCAUGGAGGACGACCCUCCCCUCGCAGAGUCCGACGCCGAAGACGAGCCUGACGCGUCCGCGGCACUCGAACCGGCGACGCCACUGGACGCUGCACCCCCGGUGCUGGACGACAACGCUCCGCUCAUGGUCGUCGACCAGCUUGUACCGCCGCCACCACUCGUUGCUCCCACAUCUCACAUGGCUGCCGCAUCCUCUAUCAUGGCUGGCUCGACUGUUGUGGCGCCGCCCUCACGCUCUCCCUCAUCCUCGUCCUCGGCGUCUGGCUCACCCUCAUCGUCUCGUUCACCGACGCCCGAAGGUGAUGCAGAUGUCCUAUCCGAUCGCGAACCAGAACCAGAACGCGACGUUAAGGGCGGUCGUGCAUCGCGGAGGAAGAGAACAAGGGUCCGAAGGCGCAAAAGCAAGGUUGAUGCGGCGGCCGAACGUGACCUCGAAGCUGAUGGAGAUGCGGACCAGGUUGCCGCAGAUGGAGAGGACGGCGAUGCUGCUGACAAUGAGGAGGCUGACCCGGACUCUCCAGAACUGGAACUGGAGCUCGAGUCCGACCUGCAACCAGCGCACCGCGCAGAAGCUCUCGACGUACUUGCGACUAUAGAACUGAAGUUCGCCCUUCUCAGAGAGCGCCUCUACGUGGAGAAGAUGGAGGCCCUAGCAUGGGAGGAGGCCUUGGUCGCGGAAGGCACACAUCCCGAGCUACUGCACCUUAAUGAAGAGCUCUUGAAACGACGCGACAAAAGGCUGGAGUUGGCCUCUAGAAGACGCGACUUCGAGGCCUUAAAUGUCAUGAAGCGCCGGAAGCUAGACGAGGACGGCGUGUGGAGCUGGUGGAAGGCGGAAAGAGAUGAUCUCCAGACCGAGAUGAUCUCGGAGACCAAUAGAAAGAGGCGCAAGCUCGAGCGGGAGAGACGGGCUCUGGAGCGCCCACAGCCAGAACGUCGGAUGCCGGAACCACCUCAAGAGGUCCGCGCGCCUCCUACAUUACGCGAGAUCGUCAAGACCUAUCCGUUCGGUAUUGCGUCUUCAGGGCAGGCGUCACGCCACAAGGAUGCCACAAGCCCAGGGCCCAUUGCGUACCCACACCUGAGCGCGCUUCCACUCACAGACAUCGCGAGGGACCUGGAGUUUCUGUUCCAGCACAGGCGUGGUGCUGCUGGUUUUGACCCACAUCGCCAGAUGAUCAAUCCAGCCCUCGGUGCCCCGGUCCCUCAGUUUGACUAUCCGAUGAAUAUGGCUAUGGUCAACGGACCUGGUGCAGGCAAUCGCUUCGGCCCCGGCGCUCCUGGGUUUCAACAUCCGCAUUAUCCGGAGAUGCAACCUCCGCCGGGUAUGCCGGGGUUUCAGCCGCAAGCACCGCGCCCCGCUCACCACCCUUCAGCGGUCCCAGGCAGCUUACCGAACCUGCAUCCAUCGCAGGCCAUCGAUCAGGACAUGCAUCGACCGGGGUCUGGUCACGCGCAGCCAAGCAUGCACAUGCAGCAGUUUGGUGGCAUGCCAUCUAUGAAUGGGCCCGGCGGACUUAUGAGGCCGCGUUCGAUCUCACCGGUGCCCGUGCAGACUGCGGCGAACAGGAUGGUGCCCUCCCCUGCACCGCCCGGUUUUUCGCAGUCAAAGUCAAACGGGUGGGUCGGGGGUGGUCCUCCUGGGCCAAGCAUGCUGGGCCUUGUACACAAGGACCCAAAGAGACCAGAGAGCAGUGCGGACGCGCGUGAUACAGAUUCGGAGCGCGAGCGGUUCAUGGAUGGGCAGAAGAGUCGAGACAAGGUGGAGCGGGAACGCGACUUUGGGCGCGAGCGGGAGCAAGAAAGAGGAUACCCCAUGCAGAUGAUACCUCAGAGACACGCAGGACAUCAGCACUCGCAUCCGCACGUACAUGCACCGCCAGGGCAGCCUCCGCAUGUGCACGUCGUACAGCACCAUCACCGUAUUGGGCCGCACCACCACCAUGUCGUCCACCAUCACCAUCCUCCGCAGGCGAACGGCCCUGGUCAGGGCCCUCCGAUGUCGGUGCUGCCUUCUGGAGUGGGGGCGAGCUCGAGCUCGAUGAACAGUCCACGUCCGCCGCGCGAGAUCGAGCCUCGGCAUAUCCACCCGAGUGCGUCUAUGGAAGUCGAUAUGGCUGCUGGCCCGUCACGACAGUUGCUACCAUCGCCGCACAUGUCGGCUGAUGCGUCGCGCGAACGUGGCAGACCGAUCGGACCUGCGCCCGUUGGUCCUCACGAGCGAAUGAUGACCCCCUUCGCCGCGGGUCCGUCCAGCUUUCCGGGAUCACCACGCAACGCUCUGCCCCCUACGGCGCCUUCGUCUGUAGGCCCGUCGAGACGCGGCUCAUUCACGAAUCACGAGGACAACGGUCUUCUCCGCCCAGCCUCUUCCGCAUCUACGAGCAGACCAUCGCAGAACAGCACGUAUCGACAACCUAUAGCAAGACGGCCACAGACACCGCCUCCAGCCCAAUCGCGCCCGAAUACGUGGAACUCGCCGACGCACGGGAGACCAACGGACUACGGCAUGUCUCACUCACCGCCACAUACGAACGGCGGUCCUGCUCCGCAUAUGAGUCCUUCAGGCCUUGGUAGUGGUUUCCCAGGGCCUAUGCGUUCGCCUACGAGGACAGGCCAGCCGCCGCUGGGAAUGCAGCUACCGCCUCCACCAUCACUGAGCUCAUCUGCACGGUCACCACCAGUGGGAGCGGAGGGUGCUGGGGCGUCGAAGAAUGGUAGUCCUAGCUUGAAGUCUUUUGGUCGCCCUUCGUCACCAGGUCUCCCAAAGUCGAUGAUACCAGGGCCAGCCCGACAUCCAAAUCCAGAGUCCGUUGGGAUGGGUGGCUUGAGAACGUCGCCGGCAGGUCCGCUCUUCCCACCCCCGUCGCAAUCAAGCUCGAAUCAGCCGCUUCCGCCUCGAAUACCAAACGGUUCGAUACCUGACAUACACCCGAGUGGGGGCCCUGUCGCGCCGAAGGUUGUACACGUAGACGGCUCCUGAUUCUUAUUCUCGGAUCUAGCUUUGUUCUGUUUGUUCGUUCGUUCGACUUAGUGGACUCGGUAUGUAUUGCGGAAAGACUAAUGUAUCAUCUAACUUCCUCUCUUCAAUCGCAUUCCAUCCUACACUCA
Rhodofomes roseus is the source of this 3818-nucleotide messenger RNA. Its product is annotated as Sds3-like-domain-containing protein. The record is from RefSeq and is a predicted model, not a curated record. Gene Ontology annotation, cellular component: Sin3-type complex. Gene Ontology annotation, molecular function: histone deacetylase binding. Lineage: Eukaryota; Fungi; Basidiomycota; Agaricomycetes; Polyporales; Fomitopsidaceae. Gene Ontology annotation, biological process: negative regulation of transcription by RNA polymerase II. The transcript is spliced from 4 exons. Bases 31 to 3690 code for a protein of 1219 amino acids.